Molecule: messenger RNA, 484 nt
Organism: Meloidogyne enterolobii
Lineage: Eukaryota; Metazoa; Nematoda; Chromadorea; Rhabditida; Meloidogynidae
Source: the annotation of a GenBank genome assembly
GAUCAGUUAGGCGAAUUUGAUAAAAAGUACCAUGUACUAUUUGCAUUGGAACUUUACAUUUCGGCGGAAUAUCAAUUACUUGAAAGCGGCCCCUCAAGUUCCUUCUCCGCUUCCCCAUCUACCUCAAAAAACAAAAAAGAAACCGAUGAGGAAAGGGAACUGCGUCAAGAAGCGAGGCAAUUACUGCGUGGUGGAGCGGAUGAAGCAGAUAAAGGCCGAUUGGAGUGCCGAACCAUUCCUUACUUGGUUCAGAAAGCACAAAAGGAUUGUAAGGCUUGAUUUAAAAGUGCCGUACAAUGAAGAUUUAUUUCGCACUGUAAGGCAACUUUUUAUUGAUUUUGGGUUUGGACGAAAUAAUGACUCAAUUAGAGUGGUGCUCUUUUUACAAAAUGAAACCCAAGUUGAUGCAAUUGACACGGAAUAUUACCAUAUGCGCAAGAUACGUCUAGGAGACAUUUGCCACGACAAGGAUGAAAGUUUGUGA